AUAAAAUAUUCUGCAGUGUAGUCAUCUUUAUACUUUAUGGACAUAUGAAAACAGCUAAUCCCGGGAAUACUUUCAAGCGUUUAUACGAUGUAGUCACGCAUCUUCAGUCGACUUGUUCCCAUGUGACACCGUAUGAAUUCAAACAAAUUCGUUCAAAUUAUCUUGAUCUGAUUGAUAUGAUCAUGGACACAAUUACUGAUGUUGGGAAUUACGGUCAUUAUUAUCAAUAUGAUAUUAUGGUAAUAUUAUGGAGAAUUAUGGGACAUUUUAGUAGAAGUCUGGCCAAUUAUUACGGGAAUUACUUGUACGCACAAGAGGAGAGUGAACGUCUACGAGGUUCAGUGGUUUACGCCCAUCCUAAAAAGCCAAUGCACACACUUCAGGUAAGCUAAAACUUCUUAUUUGGUUCACUUCGCUACACAUUGGCUUUUUAUCACCUCUAUGACAUAUAUACAUCUCUGUCUGUCUGUCUGGAUUCAACAUAGAACUUGGCACCGAAGUGCAGCAGUUCGAG
Molecule: messenger RNA, 514 nt
Organism: Trichobilharzia regenti
Lineage: Eukaryota; Metazoa; Platyhelminthes; Trematoda; Strigeidida; Schistosomatidae
Source: the annotation of a GenBank genome assembly